This is a messenger RNA of Aspergillus brunneoviolaceus CBS 621.78, 1182 nucleotides long. Its product is annotated as ankyrin repeat domain-containing protein. Gene Ontology annotation, molecular function: protein binding. Lineage: Eukaryota; Fungi; Ascomycota; Eurotiomycetes; Eurotiales; Aspergillaceae. The record is from RefSeq and is a predicted model, not a curated record. The transcript has 3 exons. Bases 1 to 1182 code for a protein of 393 amino acids.
AUGACCUUGGAAGCAUUGAGGGACUACAUGGAUAGAGAGCGCAGGAUAAGUGUCAGGUUUGCUAGAGGCGCUGUCCGAGAAUCUUUUACAUUAUUAACUCUAUCUACAGCAAGGAUACCUACAAACGAUGGUUCAAUUGAUGGUGUGUCAGCAAAAACAGAAAAGAAGAUGCGUGGCGGGGCUGAUCAUCGCAUCGAGAAGCGUAAAGCCGAGGGGGGUAUCAGGGACAGUGAGAUUCGCUUCAACGGCGCAAUCAUCCCUCGAAAACGAGUUCAGAAGGAAAUCGCACGACACGGUUACAGCAUUGCUACACCAUUGGGAUGUACUCCUGAUCGAUCGCACACGCCCGACGGAAUUGCCUUAGCUAAUAUGACUGACGUUACUGUUGAAAAUCACGCCAAGGAAUGUGAGCUUUUGGUUCACAUCAUACAGAAUUGUGGCACCUUGGUUGAAUUUAGGGGGUUAAGCUGCCUUCCUUUAUUCAAGGCAUAUGCUCUUACCGUUCACUGCAGCAUUGCGAAUGCCAUCGUUACGACAACCUUCGAUGAUGAGUCGCAUGUAGAGCACAUUGCUCCCUUUGUGCCUGGUGGAGGCUUUUUUAUUCUUCAUGCAACCUACAGGAAUGAUUCUCAGCGUCUCCGCUUGCAUCUGGCAAAGCACGAGCUAUCACACCCCACUUUUCAGAAUAUCUUGCGCGCAGCUCGAUUUAUGGCGGCAGCGAAAGGCUGUGUCGAGGCAGCAAGAGAACUCUUCUACAGUCACGAACAUAUUGACUGUCGCGAUUCUGAAGGGCAAAAUUGCCUCAAUUUGGCUGCACUUUGCAAUCAUCCCGAGAUGGUUGAUUUCCUGAUCACUCAGAACUCGGCUGUCAACAGCCGACGCAGAGACAUCCAAUUCGCCUGGACACGGGUCUGUACCUCUGAAGAGCAUGAACGGGUGUCUCGGCUUCUCAUUGACGCCGGGGCAGAUGUCAAUUGUCUUCUCACUGUUAAGCAUAUUCUUGAUCGCGCAGCAGCUACGGGUAAUACUAAUCAUGAAUUGGCUGCAUCAAAUGGUCACAUAGCGAUUGUGAGGCUACUUGUUGAAGCCGGCGCCGAGGUCCAUCUUGGCUUGGGCAUUGGGGAGAUACCCCUUGAACUUUUCUCAAGAUUCACAGAGGAAAUCGCCCAGUAUCUUGCAUAA